This is a messenger RNA of Acanthochromis polyacanthus (spiny chromis), 3373 nucleotides long. RefSeq names its product tRNA methyltransferase 12 homolog (gene tyw2). The record is from RefSeq and is a predicted model, not a curated record. Gene Ontology annotation, molecular function: tRNA methyltransferase activity. The transcript is spliced from 7 exons. Gene Ontology annotation, cellular component: cytoplasm. Lineage: Eukaryota; Metazoa; Chordata; Actinopteri; Pomacentridae. Bases 117 to 1322 code for a protein of 401 amino acids. Gene Ontology annotation, biological process: tRNA methylation.
AACACGCGCUGUGUGUUGUGGUGGAGCAGCUACUGGAUAACCACCAUUAGCUUUUGUUAUUUACUAAAUUAGCACUCUUAACCCGCCUAACAUAAAUUAUAUUUGUUUGCUUGUAAAUGGACGGUGUGCCCUGCCUUCGUGUGUCUCGCUGUCAUGCGCAGCAGUACAGGAGAUGUCUACAGUCCCAAGGAGCUCUUGAUCUGAGUUUGUGUGUAGUGAAGGAUUCAGAAGGGACAGUCCUCCUUCCCAUUUUACCAUCCUGUCUAUCAGAACUGGAUCUUCAGUCUCUCAGAACCCUUUUGGCUUCAGACAGUGCUUGUGAAAUAGUUUGGAUUCAGACUCCUCUGCAGUCAAAAAAGGAGAAAAGAAUAUCAAGGGGUAAUAAACUGGAGAAAAUCCUGCAGGAGCUGUUGGAGUCUCAUGGUGAAAAAUGGACGGAGGAGCUGAAGGGGGACCUCCCUCACAGCUUCCAGCGGCAUGGAGAUCUUGUCCUCCUGGGAGACAACUGUUUUGCUCUGCCAGUAUGGAAGAAAAUGGAUAAUCAGCUGUGGACCGCAGUAGCCAGAGGACUGGAGGCAAAACGUCUGGCAAAGAUGAGUCACAUAUCCAGGGAUGGAUUUAGGUCUCCUGAGGUGACAAUGCUGUUAGGAGAGCACAGCUGGGUCAAACAUGUGGACAAUGGCAUUAGUUAUGAGUUUGAUGUCAUGAAAUGCAUGUUCUCAGCUGGAAACAUAACAGAGAAGCUUCGAGUGGCUGCAUUUGACUGCAGUGGAGAGACUGUGGUGGAUUUAUAUGCAGGUAUUGGAUACUUCACUCUGCCCUAUCUGGUUCAUGCAAAGGCCAGUCAUGUUCACGCCUGUGAGUGGAACCCUGAUGCUGUUGAAGCUUUACAGAAAAAUCUCGAGGCAAACAGAGUGUCAGACCGCUGCACGAUUCACCAAGGAGACAAUCGUCAGCUCCAGCUCUGUGAUGUUGCUGACCGGGUGAACCUGGGUCUCAUACCGAGCUCUGAGGACGGCUGGCCUGUCGCCUGCCGACUGCUGAAGAAAACAACUGGUGGCAUUUUACACGUCCACCAGAACGUUACCUCACCGUUACACAACGCUGCAGCUGAUGAUGCCACCCACAGGGUUUCUGGGAAAAAAGCUGACAGAGAGGUGUGGCAAGCCUGGGCUGAUGACACAUCAAACCACAUCGCUUCUCUUUUAAGAAACAUCACCGGUGCUCUGUGGAUAACAAACAUCCGGCACAUAGAGCAUGUUAAGUCAUACGCACCUCAUGUCCACCAUGUUGUGCUGGACUUGGAGUGCAGACCGUCCUGAUUUAAGAACAUAAACACAGAUCGUGAGCAGACACUGUGGCGCUGAACAUUUUAAGAUGCUUUAUUCCAGAGGAUAGGAAUGGGUCAAACCAAAUACUGCAACAGCUGGUUUGAUUAUUUGACAGGUUGUGAAAUCAGCCUCUGUGCUGUUGGAUUGAUGGCAAAACCACUCAUGAAGUCCUAAUCACAUCUGGCAGCUGCCAAGACAUACAACAACCACAGCCCAAUCUUAGCAUUAAGUGCCUUGCUCAAUGGCACCUCAUUGUUUCAUUAUAGUCACUGAAUUGCCCUCAAGUGUUUGUUGACUAGACCCCUUGUAACUGGUUGAGAUAUUUGCAUUACUGCAAAGGUUUACUUCUCCAAGAAAUUUGAAUAAGACAUCAUAGACAGACUCCGCUGCAUUGUCCGUUUAUCUUUGGAGGUUUCAAGCUUAUUUUAGAUAUGAUUUGUUUCUUUGUUUUCUUUUUUUUUACUUCUGAGCCAUAGACAGAGAAGCACAGCUUGAAUAAAUGACUGGAGAAGCAGACUGCAGAUGCUUCCAUAAAGAGUCACCGAAUGGUUUCAUUAGUGUGAACAUGAUCUGAAUCACAUGACAUGAGCUUCACACUCAUCAGGGCUGAACUCCGUUGAGUAGUUUCGAGAGAUUUGUACCCAAAUAAGGGAAUAUCUUCCGGAUGAAUGGUGCUCAUCCUACCAGUAGAAAUCAAUGUCAAGGACUAAUGAAGCGAUUCUGGCAGCUUUUUGAGGUCCAGCAUGUUAUUUUUCCUUUUACAUCCAUCUUGGGGGUGAAAACUCUAAACAGCCAUAUUCUACAGACACACAGUUGGACCUUCAAACUCAGUGAAUGAUGAGUUAUUUUCUAUAUUGCAACCUACCUGCAGCAUUUGGCAACAUGCACAUUUAAUUAGUAGGUACUGUAGACAGGAGAAGGAUUAUCAGUGUCAGCCUGGUAAUUAUUAUCAGCCAGAUUAGUAUAGUUAAACCACCAAAGACACUCUUACUUAAUAAAUAUGGAGGACAAAAUGUGAGUAAAGUGUAAGUAAAGAAACCAAGAAGUAAAUAAAAUGAAUGUCUUGAAUUUAUUUCUACAUUUCAAGACAUCAUCUCUCAUUUAGGUUAUUUGUAUAUUUCAACAUUUUGUUUUGCCGCAUGAGUGGCAGCUCCUAUUUCUUCCCGUGUAACAUUAUUUCCUUAACUCUGUUUUUUUCUACAGCUCUUUGCAAACAAUCAGAGUUUGCUCCUGUACAACCCAAGGAAAAAAAUCAAAACUGUGUUCCCUCUUUACAGCUCUUCCAGAUCAAUCGCCAAGAUAUAACGCUGUUCUCUUACAGCUUCACGUGUAAAUAGAUCAAGUGAACGACUGGUCUUUUCCGCCAAUGUUAUUUGACUGCAAUUUUAGAACUGUGGGCACAUUAUCCUCCUUGCCAUACCUGUAUAUAUGUAAAUUCAUCAUGUCGUAUGUGUACAUAUCCAUAUAUAAACUCCCCAAACCAUAUCUGCACUUACCCAUAUGUAAAUUUCACUGUCAUAAUGUACAUAUCCAUAUGUAGAGUCAUCAUGCCUGAUAUAUUGUCUCUGUGAGACUUUUUUUUAUUAUAUAUUUUUUAUUAGCCCUGUUGUAUUUUUGUCUUAUGUGUAUCCAGCUGCUCUAAUAUGUGAAUUUCCCCAGUGAGAGAUAUAAAGUAUAUCAUGUCCAGUCUUAUUUAUUUCAGUAUUUCUACAUUUCUUUGUUGUAGGAGGUCCUAACCCUCACUUAACACCAUCUAAUUUUGUGUUCUUGUUAAACGGUUAGUGCAGCAGUGUUGUGUUACACAGAUUUUUUUUUUUUUUUUUUUUUUUGUCAUAUUCAACCAGCUGACCAAACCUUCUUUGGACUGAAGUUAGGACAAAUAAUUUACAUACAGAUACAGAAAUAAAUAAAAGUAGAAAUACAGAUAUAGCCCGAUGUAUGUACUAAAUGUAGAAAUAUUUUCAAGGCAUCCCUUUUCAGCCCUGCAUUUUUUUUCUAAAUGUUUGUAUUUAAUUAGUUGUUUAUUAAAACUUUAGACAUUU